AUGGCGUCGAACAGGGUCCUGAUGGCGAGCCCUCGCUUUAUUUGUCGCAGCUGCUCUCGCCAGGCACGUGGCUCUGGCUCUUAUCGGCGCUCCUAUUCCACAGCUUCUUCGUCCCAGGACAUUUACGAUGUGGUUUGCAUUGGAGGUGGCCCGGCUGGGCUGAGUCUCCUCACUGCGCUGCGCGCCAAUCCUACCACAUCUCGUCUCCGUGUCGCCCUAGUCGAAGCUCAAGACCUCUCCAAGACAGCUUCUCUCUCUCUACCACCAACACAAUUCUCCAACCGAUGUAGCUCCCUCACGCCCACAACAGCCCAGUUCCUCAACACCAUCGGAGCAUGGCCGCACAUGAAGCGCAGUCGCAUUCAAGAGUUUCACGAGAUGCAGGUCUGGGACGGCGUAACGGAUGCCCGCAUCGAGUUUGACUAUCAGCUCGGCUCUACGGCCAACCAAGGAAACGUCAUUGCUUAUAUGGCGGAGAAUAUAAAUAUCACAUCUGGCCUUUUGAAGAGAAUUAAUGAAAUCGGCGGAGUGGAUGUUUUCGACAGCUCAAGAGUUGAGAAGAUUACGCUUGGAGAGGAAACCGAGGACUUGGAUCUGAGAGAAUGGCCCGUCGUGCAUUUACAGGGCGGCAAGUCUCUGGCGGCUCGACUUCUUGUUGGAGCUGAUGGCGCCAAUAGCCCUGUUCGAUCAUUUGCGCGUAUUGAGAGUCGGGGUUGGGACUAUAACCGACAUGGAGUUGUCGCAACGCUGGAGCUGGAAGGCGAUGGAUGGGGAGGCGAGUAUCGCAAAACCGCGUAUCAGCGAUUUCUUCCAACUGGACCCGUUGCCAUGCUUCCCCUACCUGGAAACCAUGCGACGCUGGUCUGGUCAACGACGCCUGAGAAUGCGUCGCUGCUGAAGAAGCUGUCUGCCAAGGACUUUAUUGCGCUGGUCAACUCUGCGUUUCGACUUGGUCCCGUCGACUUGGCUUAUAUGCACCCUCAGGCCACUGGUCAGGAAGAUGAGUUUGCCUGGCGGACCCAGCACACGCACUUUGACGCCGAAGCCAUCCCUCAACUUGUUGUUGGCGUUCAAGAAGGAAGCAUCGCAUCGUUUCCCCUGAAAUUCCGACAUGCAGACACUUACAUCGGUGAGCGUGUUGCUCUGGUCGGCGAUGCGGCGCAUACUGUCCACCCCCUUGCUGGACAGGGCUUAAAUCAAGGACAGGGCGAUAUUCAGAGCUUGGUCAAGACCAUCGAGUAUGCCGUCGCUCAUGGCCAAGACUUGGGAACGCAAAUGUCGCUCGAGUCGUACAACAGCGAGAGAUAUGCGGCAAACCAUGUAUUGAUGGGGGUGUGUGACAAGCUUCACAAGCUGUAUUCUGUAGAGAGCGGUCCCCUGAUUCCCCUGAGGUCGCUGGGCUUGAAGGCUGCCAAUGCCCUCGGACCACUGAAGAGCUUUUUCAUGGAGCAGGCUUCUGGUCGGGGAGUGAGGGUUUGA
Molecule: messenger RNA, 1479 nt
Organism: Trichoderma harzianum CBS 226.95
Lineage: Eukaryota; Fungi; Ascomycota; Sordariomycetes; Hypocreales; Hypocreaceae
Exons: 2
Coding region: 1-1479 (492 amino acids)
Biological process (GO): ubiquinone biosynthetic process
Cellular component (GO): mitochondrion
Molecular function (GO): FAD binding; oxidoreductase activity, acting on paired donors, with incorporation or reduction of molecular oxygen, NAD(P)H as one donor, and incorporation of one atom of oxygen; 2-octaprenyl-6-methoxyphenol hydroxylase activity
Source: RefSeq, a predicted model, not a curated record